AAAACAAGAUCUUCGUGAGCUGAAGAUGUUACAGAAGCAGGAGAAUAAGCAAAUUACUGACCUACUGUACAAGAAUCAAAACAUUCUGGAAGCUAAGGAGAAGAAGUUUGAAGCUGAUCGUUUGGCAUUAAAGAAGACAUUUGAACAAGAUCUGGAUGCACUGAACAAGCAACACAAGAUGUUGAUAGAGAAAGCUGAACAGGCGCAACAAGCAGACAUGAAGAAUGCUGCCAGGAAACUAAAGGCAGAGCAAGAAAAAGAGUUGAAAUUAUUUCGAGAGAAGCAGAAGCAGGAAAUGAAACUUCUGAAACAGGAACUUGAUCUUUUGCCCCGGGACAACAAGAAGGAUAUAGCUCAGAAAAUUCGAGAAACCAAGCAGAUUGAAAUGGAAGAGAAGGAGCGAGUGUUCAUAGUGAAUCAGAUGGAAAAGAUGGAGAAACUGAUGAGGCAACUUGCAGACCAGCAUCGACAGAAGAUUGCCAUGUUGGAAAGCCAGUGUCUACAACAAAAACAGCAGUUGUUAAGAAGCCGUGAAACCAGUGUAUGGGAGAUGGAGAAAAGCCAGCUGCACGAGCGGCACCAGCUUCUGAAGACUCAACUGAAAGAUUUAUUUUUCGUCAAACGCCAUCAGAUGCUCACAAGGCAUCAGAAGGAAAUGGAAAACUUAAAGAGGUUCAAUCAAACAAAGGAAGAGGAGAUGUUGAAUAGACAUAGCAUGGAAAAACGCCGUCUGCCAAAGAUUCUUAAGAGCGAGGCCAAAACUAGGGCUCAGAUGUUUAAGCAGAGCUUAAGACUCAGUAAUAUUGGCACCCCAGAGGACGACAAAACAAAAAUUAAAAACUUUGAAGAGAGUGAGAAGACACGGAUGAAGACUGAACAGCUGAGACAAGAAGAGAAACACAGGAGGCAGCUGAAGGCAUUAAGAGAUAAAAAUGAAGCCACUGUCAAGGAAUUAGAACAGUUGCAGGCUGAAAAGCGCAAGAUGCUGAUGGAGCAGGAGACCCAGAAAAUCAAAGAGCUUGAUGACCAGUUUGCUAGUGAUAUGAACAAAUGGAAAGCCAUGCUGAUACCAAGGAAACAGGCCUUAGAGGACCAGUUUCAGCGAGAAAUUGAAGAGCAGCAGUCUUUCUAUGCCGAUGUGAUCCCAAAAGAAGGCGCCCUCCCAGCAUUCCCCAGCAUUCGUUCAAGUACUGUUCAAAGUAAAAGCAAAGGGAGCUUAAUAAACUCACGGCACUCAACAGUUAUUUGA
Candidula unifasciata is the source of this 1249-nucleotide messenger RNA. The record is from the annotation of a GenBank genome assembly. NCBI's taxonomy places the organism in Eukaryota, Metazoa, Mollusca, Gastropoda, Stylommatophora, Geomitridae.